GCCAGCGUGGCUCGAGCCUGGAGUGCGGCGUUCGACAACAUCAUCGGCAACCACAUCUCCACCUUCUUCAUGAACAAGACCACAGUGCACCUGCCAGGGGUGCUGGCUGAGCGCCCAGACUUCUUUGCCCUGAUCCUCAUUGGGCUGCUCACUGCGCUGCUGGCCUUUGGCGUUAGUGAAUCCGCCCUCGUGAAUAAAAUCUUCACGGCAGUGAACCUGGUGGUGCUGGGCUUUGUCAUCAUUGCUGGCUUUGUGAAGGGAGACAUCAAGAAUUGGCAACUCUCGGAGGAGGACUACAUCAACCACUCAUACCUGGACCCACAGGAUGACGUCAGGAAAAAAGCCUUCGGCUCUGGUGGCUUUGUCCCCUUUGGACUGGAAGGGAUCCUGACUGGCGCUGCCACCUGUUUCUACGCCUUUGUGGGCUUUGACUGCAUUGCCACCACAGGGGAGGAAGCCAGGAACCCACAGCGCUCGAUCCCCAUUGGCAUCAUUGUGUCCCUCCUCAUCUGCUUCGUAGCUUAUUUUGGGGUCUCCGCGGCCCUGACCCUCAUGGUGCCGUACUUCCUCCUGAACAAGGAGAGCCCCCUGCCUGAGGCUUUCAAGGCAGUGGGCUGGAAGCCCGCCCGCUAUGCUGUUGCCGUUGGCUCGCUCUGUGCCCUCUCCACCAGCUUGCUGGGCUCCAUGUUCCCCAUGCCCCGUGUGAUCUAUGCCAUGGCGGAGGACGGGCUGCUCUUCAGGUUCCUCUCCAGCAUCAACAGCCGCACGAAGACCCCUCUGUCAGCCACCAUCACCUCGGGGCUCCUUGCGGCGGUGAUGGCCUUCCUGCUUGACCUAAAGGACCUGGUAGACCUCAUGUCAAUCGGCACACUGCUGGCCUACUCCCUGGUGGCAGUGUGUGUGCUCAUCCUCCGGUACCAGUCCGAGCAGCUGAACUCCCCGAAGGCCAUGGAAAUGCUGGAGCUGAACGGGAACGAGGAGGAGAGAGUGAUCAUGAAUCCAACUGUCACCGCCACCAGUGUCCAGCAGAAAGAGACGCUGGCCCUGGCGACACUGUUCAACCCACCUGCAGACACCCCCACCGCGCUAUCGGGGCGCAUCGUCUACAUCUGUGUCUCAGUCAUUGCCACACUGAUCGUGGUCAUCUGCGUGGUCCUGACCCUCAAGGUGACUGCGCUGAAGGACGCCAGCGUGGGCUGGAUCAUGGCCCUGGUGCUGCUCCUUGUGGCUCUGCUCAUUCCCACCAUCAUCAUUUGGAGGCAGCCGCAGAGCAACGCGCGGUUGAACUUCAAAGUACCUUUCCUCCCGCUCCUGCCGAUCUUCAGCAUCUUCAUUAACAUCCUGCUGAUGGUACAGCUGAACACUGGCACCUGGGUGCGGUUUGCCAUCUGGAUGGCCGUGGGUUUCAUUAUUUACUUCGGCUACGGUAUUCGGAACAGUGUGGAAGGGAAAAGCGCAGAGGAACCCUGUGCCACAGCAGAAAAGCCUCUGCACCACCCAGGACUGGACCUCAGCCCUGGAGCUGCUGCGGUCUGA
Molecule: messenger RNA, 1536 nt
Organism: Phaethon lepturus (White-tailed tropicbird)
Lineage: Eukaryota; Metazoa; Chordata; Aves; Phaethontiformes; Phaethontidae
Product: cationic amino acid transporter 3-like
Exons: 10
Biological process (GO): amino acid transport; transmembrane transport
Cellular component (GO): plasma membrane
Molecular function (GO): amino acid transmembrane transporter activity
Source: RefSeq, a predicted model, not a curated record